CAGUCACGGCCUAUAUGCUCCUUGUUGGCAACUGACAGAACUAGAGUAAACAAAAGCCAUGCUCUAUCAAGGAGAUAGUCAACCCUAACCUCAAUCAUUCUUUUCACCACACUCGCUGAGUGUUUACUUUCUUUUAUCCAAACUACCCAGUCAUUCAUUAUCAUCAUCAUCAGCCAAAAUGCGUCCUUCUGUCCUUCUCGCCUGCGCAUCCAGCUUUGUUCUCGCGGCCGCUGUCCCAGUCGGCCACGAAACAACAUCCACUACGUUGAAUGUACCUACAACAACUCCACCAUUGUUGGGCAUCCCUUCACCAACAACCCAUUUGCCCACACCAUCAAAGAGCUCCAAACCAUCUUUCUCGCCGUAUAGUCCAACGCCCACGCCCAAGAAAACUCCAACGAGCAUCAAGCCGCUCUUCGCCCCGUAUAAUCCAUCCAGCACGCCCACGCCGCCGUCCACAUCAACACCUCACCUUCUCCCAUCCAGCACGCGCACAGGGAAAAGCAAACACAAACCCGCAUCCCUCGCGUCCCGGAUCCAAUCAUCGUCUGCCGCAGUCCACACCCCAUCAAACACCCCUAAACCGGAAACAUGUCCAUCCGGGAAAUCGAAAAUGUGCUGCACGUCUAUCGACGGGAUUGGGGACCAGCUCACGGGUGGACUGGGUAGUAUCCUACCCUAUGUGGGUGGGAUUCAGAUUUCGUCGAUUUUGGGGUUGGAGUGUAAACCAAUGGCUUAUUCUGAUCCCGAGGAAUUCUGCGAAGAGAGUAUUAUGUGUUGUCAUGGGGCUCCUACGCAGAAGGAUAUCUUCAAAACAUGUGAAAUGUUCGACAAGGCGAUCGCCAAGAAGCAUAGUUCGAGUGCUAGUGCCGCUGUGGCUGCUACUACCGCUACGCCUUCUCUAUCUCCAUCCCCAUCUCCAUCGAAGAAGGGUUGAGGGUUCGAUGAGUUGAUGGAUGGGGGUUUUGGAUAGUGUGUUUUUCUUGGAGGGUUGGUUUUCUGCUCGGGUCUUUUUGGUUUGGCAUGUAUCUUUUAUUUUAUUC
Messenger RNA from Aspergillus wentii DTO 134E9, 1043 nucleotides. RefSeq lists its product as uncharacterized. The transcript has 4 exons. The record is from RefSeq and is a predicted model, not a curated record. The coding region runs from base 179 to 937 and encodes 252 amino acids. Lineage: Eukaryota; Fungi; Ascomycota; Eurotiomycetes; Eurotiales; Aspergillaceae.